Molecule: messenger RNA, 1072 nt
Organism: Vigna radiata var. radiata (mung bean)
Lineage: Eukaryota; Viridiplantae; Streptophyta; Magnoliopsida; Fabales; Fabaceae
Product: extensin-2
Exons: 2
Coding region: 31-804 (257 amino acids)
Biological process (GO): plant-type cell wall organization
Molecular function (GO): structural constituent of cell wall
Source: RefSeq, a predicted model, not a curated record
CAAAACCGCCAUUUUUGAAGUUUUGAGAAAAUGGGGUCUCUAAUGGCCUCUAUUACUCUUACUCUUGUCUUGGCAAUACUGUCUCUAAGCUUGCCAUCUCAAACCUCUGCUGAUAAUAACUACCCCUAUUCAUCUCCUCCACCUACCCCUUACUACCACCACUCGCCACCACCACACCAAUACUCACCACCCAAACAUCCUUAUCACUAUCCUUUACCACCGCCGGUUUAUAAGUACAAGUCUCCACCACCGCCAGUUUACAAGUACAAGUCUCCACCACCGCCGGUUUAUAAGUACAAGUCUCCACCACCGCCAGUUUACAAGUACAAGUCUCCACCACCGCCGGUUUACAAGUACAAGUCUCCACCACCACCGGUUUACAAAUAUAAGUCUCCACCACCACCGGUUUAUAAGUACAAGUCUCCACCACCACCGGUUUACAAGUACAAGUCUCCACCACCACCGGUUUACAAGUAUAAGUCUCCACCACCACCACCAUACAAGUACCCAUCUCCUCCACCUCCAGUCUACAAGUACAAGUCACCUCCACCACCCUACAAAUACCCGUCUCCUCCACCUCCGCCAUACAAGUACCCCUCUCCACCACCACCAGUUUACAAGUACAAGUCCCCUCCUCCUCCUUACAAGUACCCAUCUCCUCCACCACCACCAUACAAGUACCCUUCUCCUCCACCCCCAGCUUACUAUUACAAGUCACCUCCACCACCAUACAAGUACCCUUCUCCUUCUCCUCCUCCACCACACUACGUCUAUUCAUCACCACCUCCCCCUCACCACUACUAGACACGAUUUACUAUACCACCCCAUGGAUCUGAAGAAGAACGUGUGCAAAUAAAGGGAAUGGAUUGAUAGAAGGAAGAAGUACCAUAGGGUUUAUACAGUGAAGAGAGGAACGUGUUUUACGAAAGUUGUGUUUAUUUGGUUUCCCUUUGUUUUUUUAUUUUGUAUUUUAAAUAUUCAAUGUUUUUAGGCACUGUUCUGAUCUGAUGAUCCACGUGGUCUUGGCCCAGUUAUUAUAUCAUAUAAUAAAUAAAUGCCCUGAUUUUUUUCA